AUGAAGUAUCUUGGUCAGAAUAGAUAUGGAGAACUCUUGGAUUUGCUGUACGAAGGAGCAACCACACUCCUCACUCACAAUCAGCAACACAGUGGGACUGACCUUUCAGUCCUCUUCAUUGAGGUCUUGGAGAAGUCUCAACAGGGAGUUUCAGAGGAGAUACUUAUGAAGCUGGGAAGGUGA
Messenger RNA from Darwinula stevensoni, 183 nucleotides. NCBI's taxonomy places the organism in Eukaryota, Metazoa, Arthropoda, Ostracoda, Podocopida, Darwinulidae. The record is from the annotation of a GenBank genome assembly.